GCUUCACAGUGUGCACGUGGAAGAAUUGCGGGCAGUGAAGUAAAGCGACAUGAAAACAGAGGCACUCGUAGUCAUACUUGUUCUGAUUUCCACUGGAGUUACGGUUCGUACGGAUGGUUUUGAUGUCAAGCAGUUCGUCAACACAUCUGAGAAAAUAUGGACGUAUAAAACUACCAGCAGAGCACAGCUUCAAUGCGAGGUCAAUCAACUAGAAUACAUCAGCGCAUUGUCCAUUAUUUUCAAAAGGUCUUCGUUCUUCAAAGGAAAAAGAAGCGACUUUCGUAUAGAGGGAUUGUUUGAUACGGAUCACAAGGAGCGAAUGACUCUGCUUUCCAGAGGCACCUUCAGAAGAGUUGAAACUAUGCUCUACAUGGCACAUGACUACUCCUGUGCAGUUUUUAAGGUCGACUCACUAACAAAUUGGCGGAAAUUCUAUUACGAUCUUCGAAUGAGAAAUUCUUCUUUGCGUAAUAGACCUAGUGUAUACUGUAGGAUUCAUUAUGAAGAAGUCGUAAGGUAUGAACCCUCUUUCAUGGUUUACAAUGCCCGAUGUCAGCGGCAAAUUAAAGAAGAGAAAUAAAACUAUACAUGUGUUA
Rhipicephalus microplus (southern cattle tick) is the source of this 596-nucleotide messenger RNA. RefSeq lists its product as uncharacterized. The record is from RefSeq and is a predicted model, not a curated record. Lineage: Eukaryota; Metazoa; Arthropoda; Arachnida; Ixodida; Ixodidae.